AUGCCAAGAAGCAGAUUUUCAGGGCCAUUCUCGUCUCCGAAGGUGGACAUAUUCGUGGACAUGGGCAAUCCUUUCCUCAAUACUACCGUCGACGGUUUCUUGAAGAUUGGCGCUGUUGCAGCGACGAAAACAGCUGCAGAGGAAACAUAUCACAUAGUCAAACGAGGGAAUGUUUCAAGUCACAACUUUGAGCACUCGUGCCCUGGGUGUGCACAUCUUAUUGAGAUGGGUGGGGCGGUGUGCACAUCUUAUUGGUAUUUCGUUAUUGGAACCAAUCCAAUGAUGGGAAACAAAACUCGUCUUGAGUUUUGCAUAAAUAAGGUUGCCAAGGAGCACACUCAGCAGUUAAAGAAAAUGUGUAAAGAAGGUGCAUAUUGGGGAACAAUAGCUGGAGUAUAUUGUGGAAUGGAAUAUGGAAUGGAGAGAGUUCGUGGCACCAGAGACUGGGUAAUACCUGAAUAGCAUUUGAAGUGGUUUUCGCUCUAUAGUUGAACCACAUUUAUUUCAAGCUUAAGCACACCUUGCUAUAAGGGUAUAUAGAUGCUAUUGUUGUUACUUAUUGUCUAUUUCCAGGCUGUUAGUUCUAAGAGUCUCAUGGAUUCUUGAUUGUGCUUGACAUUUAAUUCCGCAUGAAUUGACUCCAACACUUCUCCAAAAUGACUGUUGUGGAAAUUGGAAAGUGCUAGUUAUGCCUUGAUUCUGAAGGUUCUAGGUGAUUUUACCAGAGACCUCAGAUCAUAUAUCCUCCCACUUGAGGUUUAAGAUGGUGUUGUGUUGGGGGGGAGAUUAUAGACUGCUUUGUUGGAAGUUUAAGCAUCUAGACUCUCUUGUUUGAUGAAUCCACCAGUUCAAGAAAAUUCAGAUUUAGAGAGACGACACUUGUCAUUAGAUCGCAAUUGUUGAAGAUGAUGGCAAUAAGAAGUUCUAAACAUAUAAGUAAUGCGAUGAAGAUUGAUCAUAAAUUGUUUUUAGUAGAGGUCAAGGUGGAAUGUUGUCAAGAUUGUUGAAAGAACUCGUUUUGCUAGUUUCUCCAUUGCUAUAGGGGUGGGGGGUGGUUCCUGGUUGUGUAGUGUGGUCAAAGAGGCAUGUGUAUGGAGAAGGUCAAAGUUGUUUUUUAGGAAGCUUUGUACCAGUGAUUAUCAUAUGUGGGUUGGAAUGAAUUAUAACAAGUUUGGGAAGUUCCUUACGAUAUUUAAAAUCCAUUCGUCUAAGAGAAGGGCUUCAUUUUUGUUACUCAAGGAGUAACUAUACUGGUUGGAGUAAGCUUCAGACAAUGUGAAAUGGUAGCUUGAAAAGUGGUAGGAAUGAAAGGAAUACUAUAUUUGUGUUGAAUCCUGCACUGGGGGGGUGAAAUCAUUGAGAAGAAAGAGGUGGAGUGUGUGGAUACAAAAAGUAAUAUUGCAUAUGUUUUUGAUUUUGGUAAAUGGAAGGGAGCAGUGGUUUGCACAAGGGAAAUUAUUUUCAUUCUAUGACAAAGGGUUACAGAUGCUUUGGUUUUUGAGUUUAAUUGUGAAAUUCUGUUGAAUCCAUUCCAAGUGGACAAAGGCUAUAUUUUUAUUUUUUGUGAGAAGAGGAUUGUGCAAUUGAUAUUUGUAGGAAUGAAGAGAUUGUUAUAGAGAAGGUGGGUAUAGUUGUCCAAAUGGGUUCUUCAAAUAAAUGGUGGAAGAGAUUGUUUUCUUUUUCUUUUGGGAGGGUGGAUUGGAAUUGAUGGGUUACCUUUUCAUCUGUGGAAUGAAGAUGUUUCUAGAAAAAUUGGAGAUUGGUGUGGUGGGUUGCUGACGUGCUGGAGACUGAUAGAAACACUUUGGCCAAGCAAAAUUUGUUUCAAGCCAAAAUUCGUGUUGGUGGAUGUGAAAGGAAUUAUUCCAUCUGCUUCAAUGUUGAAUACUUACAUGUUAUUAGGUUUGAAUCAAGGUUAUUUUAAAGUUUGGAGUGGUUGUUAGUGACAGGAUAAAGCUUCAGAGGCGAUACAGUGGGAUGAAAUUUCGAUACACUCAUUGAGAGGUAGAAAAUGACAAUGUAGCUAGGGAAUCAUUGUGUGGCUUGGAAGGGCAGGAGGUUGUACAAGAUCUGUAUGCACUGCAAGGUAAAAGGAUGGAAAAUGGGCUUGAAAUAAGGGAUAUUGUUUUAGAUUUUGGGUCAGCUAAUAUUAUGAGGGAGGCGAUAAUGUAGGAAGCACGGAUAAUUUCACCGGGGUAUGUCCGACAUGGACACGGUCAGGAUACGACUGGACACGUGUCCGACACAGUUAGAAGUGUCUUGCAUAGUGAAUUUAGUCGAACAUAGCCAGGACAUGAGUAGAAUACGUCUAGGAUACAACCAAAAAUUUUUUUAUUAAAAAAAACAACUUUAAACUAUUAAAAGGAGUGUGAUUUUUACUUUUUUAAUAUAUUUUUUGUUAUGUAAUUUAUAUACUAUGAAUGUUAAUAGAUGUCAUGAUGUUUGAUU
This is a messenger RNA of Ilex paraguariensis (yerba mate), 2448 nucleotides long. The record is from the annotation of a GenBank genome assembly. NCBI's taxonomy places the organism in Eukaryota, Viridiplantae, Streptophyta, Magnoliopsida, Aquifoliales, Aquifoliaceae.